CAACCUUCCAUAAACUAACUCAACAUCUCUCUUUCUCUCUCUCUCUCUCUACCCGAAGAUGAGAACCCAUGUGGGAUACAAGCUUUUACCAUCAAUCCUUAUCAUACUUUCUUCAAUCUUCCUCCAUGGAUGCUCCCAAUCUGACACCAACGAUGCUGCAGUUAUGUUAUCACUCAAGAAGUCCCUCAACCCGCCACCAACUCUAAGAUGGUCCGACCCGGACCCAUGCAAAUGGGACCAUGUAGUCUGCUCUGAUGAGAAACGGGUAACACGUAUCCAAAUCGGCCAUCAAAACCUUCAAGGUACACUCCCUGAAAGCCUCUCAAAUCUCACCCAACUUGAGCGGUUGGAGCUCCAAUGGAACAACAUCUCGGGUCCUUUACCCACCUUAAACGGGUUAAGCUCUUUACAAGUUUUGAUGCUUAGCAACAACAUGUUUUCUUCAAUCCCUCCUGAUUUCUUCACUGCUAUGUCUUCUUUACAAUCUGUUGAAAUCGAUAACAACCCGUUUUCAAGUUGGGUCAUACCCGAAAGCCUCAGAAAUGCUUCAACACUGCAGAAUUUCUCUGCUGUUUCUGCUAACAUCACUGGUACAAUACCCCAUUUUUUUGGCCCGGAUGAUUUUCCGGGUCUUGUUAAUUUGCAUUUGGCUUUAAACAACUUGGAAGGUGAACUACCCAUGAGUUUAUCAGGUUCACAACUUGAAUCUUUGUGGGUAAAUGGGCAAAAACUUAGUGGAAAGAUUGAUGUUAUACAGAAUAUGACAUUCUUGAAAGAAAUCUGGUUGCAUAUGAAUUCGUUUUCGGGUCCAUUGCCCGAUUUUUCGGGUUUGAAAGAUUUGGAGGUUUUGAGUCUUAGGGAUAAUUCAUUUACAGGUCCUGUUCCUGUGUCUUUGAUGAAUCUUGAAUCGUUGAAAUCCGUUAACUUAACUAAUAAUAAGCUUCAGGGACCGAUGCCUAAGUUUAAAGAUUCGGUUUCGGUAGAUAUGGCGAAGGAUUCUAAUAACUUUUGUUUGCCGGAGCCUGGUGACUGCGAUCCUCGAGUGAAUACGUUGCUAUCGAUUGCGAAAUCGAUGGAUUAUUCCCCCAAAUUGGCUAAUAAUUGGAAAGGGAAUGAUCCAUGUGCAGAUUGGUUUGGGAUCACUUGUAACAAUGGCAACAUUACCAUUGUUAAUCUGCAGAAAAUGGAGCUCACGGGCACGAUUUCGCCUGACUUUUCUGCUUUGAAAUCGCUUCAAAGGCUCGUUCUUGCCAACAACAAUCUCACGGGUACGAUCCCGGAGGAGCUUACUACUCUUCCUGGUCUUACUGAAUUGGAUCUUGCGAAUAACAAUCUUUAUGGCAAAGUACCAGUUUUUAAGAACAAUUUGAUUGUGAAAACGGAUGGGAAUCCGGAUAUCGGGAAGGACAAGAGCAGUUCUAGCGACACAAAUUCUCCCGAUCAUCCAGGCCUGACGAAUUCAAAUGGGGUUUCUCUAAGCGGUAAAAAGAAGGCGAAAAAUUGGCUCGGGGUUGUGGUGUUUUCGGUUCUUGGAGGCAUUCUUGUUGUUUUCUUGAUCGGUAUCUUGGCAUUCUGUCUUUACAAGAAGAAGCAAAAGAAGUUUAGUAGAGUGCAAAGCCCUCACGCCAUCGUGAUUCAUCCCCGUAACUCGGGAUCUGAUAACGAGAGUGUAAAGAUCACGGUCGCUGGCUCGAGCGUCAGCGUUGGUGCACUCAGCGAGACCCAUACGAUCCCGACGACCGAAGGAAACAACAUCCAGAUGGUGGAGGCGGGCAAUAUGGUCAUUUCAAUCCAAGUCCUGAAAACCGUCACCAACAAUUUCAGCCAAUCGAAUGUAUUAGGGCAAGGAGGGUUCGGGACCGUCUACAAAGGGGAAUUACAUGAUGGGACCAAGAUAGCCGUUAAGCGAAUGGAAUGUGGUGUGAUUAUAGGAAAAGGGUUAUCUGAGUUUAAGUCCGAGAUUGCGGUUUUAACCAAAGUUCGACAUAGAAAUCUUGUGGCACUUCUUGGGUAUUGUCUUGAUGGAAACGAGAAGCUUCUUGUUUACGAAUAUAUGCCUCAAGGAACGUUGAGCCAACAUCUCUUUAAUUGGCCCGAGGAAGGGUUGAAACCGUUGGAAUGGACCCGACGGUUAGCCAUCGCGUUGGAUGUGGCUCGGGGUGUCGAGUAUCUUCAUGGUUUGGCACAUCAAAGUUUCAUUCAUAGGGAUUUGAAACCUUCCAACAUUCUGCUCGGUGAUGAUAUGAGAGCGAAAGUCGGAGAUUUCGGCCUCGUUCGUCUUGCUCCCGAAGGCAAAGGCUCCGUUGAGACGAGAAUUGCGGGGACGUUCGGUUAUCUCGCACCCGAAUAUGCAAUUACGGGGCGUGUGACCACAAAAGUCGACGUGUUCAGUUUCGGGGUGAUAUUGAUGGAACUCAUCACGGGUCGAAAAGCACUUGACGAGAGCCAGCCCGAGGAAAGCAUGCACCUCGUAACAUGGUUCAGAAGAAUACAUCUCAACAAGGACACCUUCCGCAAGUCCAUUGAUCAAACCCUGGACCUAACCGAAGAAAACCUAGCGAGCAUCAGCAAGGCGGCUGAGCUCGCGGGCCACUGUUGUGCCCGAGAGCCUUACCAGAGGCCUGACAUGAGUCACGCGGUCAAUGUUCUGUCUUCUCUAGUUGAAAUGUGGAGACCAUCCGACCAAAGUUCGGAGGAUAUUUACGGAAUUGACCUUGACUUGUCGCUGCCACAGGCCCUUAAGAAAUGGCAAGCGUUCGAAGGCGGAAAUCAAAGUCACACGACGGAUGAUUCGUCUUCUUCGUUCCUUCCGAGGUUGGACAACACGCAGACAAGCAUACCGAACCGGCCAUACGGAUUUGCGGAAUCGUUUACAUCGUUGGAUGGAAGAUGAGGGAAAGGGCAAAUUGGUAAAUUUGAGGGAGAUUAAUUUUGGAGGGUGAUAAUAUGGUUUGGUGUUAGGGUGAUUGUUGUAAAGUAAAUGUAAGUGAUUAAAGAACUUGUGAUUUAUGGUUUGUAGGUGUUGAUGAUAUUUAGAGUGAUUUUAUUUGUAAACUUUGGAAAUUGUGUUUUUAUU
Messenger RNA from Cynara cardunculus var. scolymus (artichoke), 3076 nucleotides. Its product is annotated as receptor protein kinase TMK1. The record is from RefSeq and is a predicted model, not a curated record. Gene Ontology annotation, molecular function: protein binding; ATP binding; protein kinase activity. The transcript is spliced from 2 exons. Lineage: Eukaryota; Viridiplantae; Streptophyta; Magnoliopsida; Asterales; Asteraceae. Bases 59 to 2893 code for a protein of 944 amino acids. Gene Ontology annotation, biological process: protein phosphorylation.